Molecule: messenger RNA, 3003 nt
Organism: Knipowitschia caucasica
Lineage: Eukaryota; Metazoa; Chordata; Actinopteri; Gobiiformes; Gobiidae
Source: the annotation of a GenBank genome assembly
AUGCGAAAUGGCAGAGGCCUCUCAGACCAGUGGGCCGAGUCGGUGGUGGUCCGGCCCCGCACCACAGAACGCCACAUCACAGUGCACAAGAAGCUGGUGCUGGGGUUUGCCCUGUCCAUCCUCACCCUCAUCAUCGUCACUGCAGUGGCUGUUGUCCUCAGUGUCCGCAAUGAAGAGUGUGGAGCUCGAGAUGGCACUCCUGCGGUGGGCUCCCGGGCUCCUGGGGGCUCCGCCAGACUGAAUGGGAGCAGGGACAGGGCAGGAGAAAGGGGAGAGGAGGAGGUGCAACCAUGGAGGACCUCUCGUCUGCCUGGGACACUGCGGCCCAGGCACUAUGAACUGCGGUUGUCUGUGUGCAUGGACAACUUCACCUUUUCUGGAGAAGUUAGCAUCGAGAUAGAGUGUGUCAACGCCACCCGCUUCAUUGUGCUGCACACUGACCGCCUGGAGGUGGACCAGGUUUCUGUGACAGCUGAGGGUAGCGGCAGUGGGCGCCUCAGUAGCAGACCUGGAGGUGGCGCUAUGCGUAUCCAUCGGCACUUUGCCUUUCCGCUCAAUCAGAUGUAUGUGGUGGUGCUGCACCGGGAACUCAAGCCCAUGAGAUUGUACCGCCUCAACAUCAGUUUUGACGCUGCCAUCGAGGACGAGCUGCUCGGCUUCUUUAGGAGCUCCUAUACCUUACACCGAGAGAAACGGUACUUGGCAGUGACCCAGUUCAGCCCGAUCCACGCCCGUAAGGCCUUCCCCUGCUUCGACGAGCCCAUCUACAAAGCCACAUUCACCCUGUCGCUGCGCCACGACCCGCAGUACAUUUCUCUGUCCAACAUGCCGGUGGAGAGUACAGUGCUGAGUGAAGACGCCUGGGUCACUAACCGCUUCAGCCGCACCCCUCGCAUGUCCACGUACUACCUGGCCUGGGCCGUGUGCAACUUCACCUACAGAGAGACACAGACGGACAGCGGCGUGGUGAUCCGCCUGUACGCUCGGCCUGAUGCCAUCUCCAGUGGAGCGGGGGACUAUGCUCUCCACAUCACCAAGAGGCUACUGGGAUUCUACCAAGAUUACUUCCAGGUCCAGUACUCCCUGCCCAAGCUCGACUUGUUGGCCGUGCCCAAACAUCCGUACGCUGCCAUGGAGAACUGGGGCCUGAGCGUCUUUGUGGAGCAGAAGAUCCUCCUGGACGCAGAGGUGUCUUCAUCCUCGUACCAGAUGGAGCUGACCAUGGUGGUGGUGCAUGAGAUCUGCCACCAGUGGUUUGGUGAUCUGGUGACCCCGGUGUGGUGGGAGGACGUCUGGCUCAAAGAAGGGUUUGCACAUUUCUUUGAGUACCUCGGCACCGAUUUCCUCUUCCCAAAAUGGAACAUGGAGAAUCAGCGCUUCUUGACAGAUGUUCUCCAUGAAGUGAUGCUAUUGGACGGCUUAAGCUCCUCCCAUCCCAUCUCUCAGGAGGUCCAACAGGCCACAGACAUUGACCGAGUUUUUGACUGGAUCGCAUACAAAAAGGGGGCUGCCCUAAUCCGGAUGUUGGCGAAUGUGAUGGGUCAGCCCCUGUUCCAGAAAGGACUCAAUGAUUACCUUCUGAGUCAUAUGUACGGCAACGCGGCCCGGGACGACCUGUGGAACAAGCUGUCCCAGGCGAUGCGAUCCGAGGGGCGAGACAUCGACAUUGGAGAGAUGAUGGACAGAUGGACUCUACAAAUGGGAUAUCCCGUCAUAACCAUCAGCAAGAAUCGAUCAGACCAGCUCCCGACUCACUACAUUGCAGUGAGCCAGGAGCACUUCUUGUACGGGCAGGAUCACAGGAACAACAACAGUUUACAGUGGCAAGUGCCUCUGAUGGUCGCCGUUGGAAACACAUCUAUGAUCAGCGCAGAGGGGCUCAUCUGGAUCAAUAACAAAACCGAAACGCACAGAGUUGGUGAGAUUCACGAGAACACAUGGCUGCUCGGUAACAUCAAUCAGACAGGUUACUUCAGAGUGAACUAUGAUCUUCAAAACUGGAAGCUGCUCAUCCAACAGCUACACUCCAAUCCUCAGGUCAUCUCCGUUGGAAACAGGGCAGGUCUAAUCGAUGAUGCUUUCAAUCUGGCCAGGGCAGGGUAUCUCCCUCAGAACAUACCUCUUCAGCUGAUUGGCUACCUGCCGGAGGAGCCGUCCUUCUUACCGUGGCACGCUGCCAGCCGGGUGCUAUACCAGCUGGACAAGUUGUUGGACCGCACAGACGAGUACAGCCUCUUCAGUGAUUAUGUGCUGAAGCAAGUGGCAUCCCGUUAUCAUCAGAUGGGGUGGCCCAGUCCAGGACCUGGCAACGAGGGCAAUAUCCUCCAGUCAUCCUACCAGACUGAGGAGCUACAGCGGGAGCUCAUCAUGUUAGCGUGCAGCUUUGGGAACAAGCAGUGUCAUCGCCAGGCCGUGGCUUACAUCUCCGACUGGAUUUCCAGCAACAAGAACAGGAUUCCUCCGAACAUCAGAGACAUUGUGUACUGCACAGGGGUCAGCCUGAUGGACGAGGACGUGUGGGAGUUUAUCUGGAUGAAGUUUCACUCGACCGGAGCCGUGUCUGAGAAGAAGAUUCUUCUGGAAGCUCUCACCUGCUCCGACAACGUUUUCCUCCUGAACAGGUUACUGAACUUGUCUCUGAGCUCUGAGCUGGUCCCAGAGCAGGACGUGAUCGAUGUGAUCAUCCACGUGGGCAGAAACCCGCAGGGUCGAGACCUAGCCUGGAAGUACUUCAGAGAAAAGUGGGACAUCCUCAACGCGCGAUACGGUGAGGCCUUGUUCAUGAACUCAAAGCUGAUUGGUGGAGUCACAGAGUUCCUCAACACAGAAAAGGAACUAAAUGAGUUGAAGGAGUUCAUCCAAAGCAGCAGUGUGGGAGCAGGCCCCGCGUUGCCCCGUGCGCUCGAGAUUGUGGAGGGCAACGUCCGCUGGCAUCGCCUCCACCGCCGCCAGUUCUACCAGUGGCUACGGAAACCUCAAAACUCUAACGGCUUUAACGGAUAA